This is a messenger RNA of Aspergillus puulaauensis, 1317 nucleotides long. RefSeq lists its product as uncharacterized. The transcript is spliced from 2 exons. The record is from RefSeq and is a predicted model, not a curated record. The coding region runs from base 1 to 1317 and encodes 438 amino acids. NCBI's taxonomy places the organism in Eukaryota, Fungi, Ascomycota, Eurotiomycetes, Eurotiales, Aspergillaceae.
AUGGGCAUCCCUAUGUACCGUGAGCCAUCGUCCACUGAGGCCACUAAGAACAACGCUGCCAAAGACCCUUGUGCUGCCGCACGCUCUGCAAUUCGUCGCCAGGCCACUGUUCGCCGUCCCUCGCGUUAUGGCAGUUCUGCUUGGCGCAGUGCGAGCCUACGCUCGCCGUUUCCUCGUCCGAUAGCAGAUGAGAUAGAACGUGAGGCAAGCGGAUUGCCGCGUCAUCCGCAUUCGCCUGUUUCGAUUCCCGCCCCCCCGAGCGACCCGUUUGAUCUCAACAGCAGCCUAGCUGACAAUAGUCGGCGCGAAGCUGGGCUGCGAAUCCUUGGCGAUGCUAUCCGUCAUAACCGACCAGGUCAGCGGCAGCGAAUACCUCGAACCUCUAAUCUGGCCGACUUGAACGCGCGCCUUGCGAGUGACGCAAAUGCCCGGCAAGAAGCUCAGGAUCAUAACCUUUUUACACCCCGUUUUGCUCCUGCCGUCGCAUACCAUAGGUCAUCAACACCUUCGGCCGGUCCAGAUUACCUUCGCUUGUCACCUAUGCCGCGGCAUGAUGGCCCCGGGGAAGACCUUCACGCCGGAUCGUUUCUACCAUUAUUGCGUCGUUUUGGACACCGCUCUAUCAACGAUGCGAAUUUAACAAACCGCGGACCAUCCAUCGACGGCCUGGGUGAUCGGCAAAGAAGCGUGGACCUGGAAGAUGACCAUGCAAAUGAUGCCUGGGAGACUCUUCUGACCACAAUUACACCCGAUACCAACCUCCCUAGUGCUGAUUCGUCCUUUACUUCUGCGUCUGCCUCAGGGACGAAUGGAUCACAUAACGGAACAUCGAGUUCUGCGACGUCACUCGAGUCUCUCCAGAACUCUUUGAACGGUGCCGUUCCAACAGUUCAUAUGACGCUCGAUCCGUACCAAGAAUAUUCGAAUCCGUGUGACUAUUCCGAUUCGGAUACCGAAUCGGACGGGGAGAUUACCCAAGAAUCACUAUUUCGACGCUACCGUCGCCGUAUGCGCCAGGUCGAUUCCAUGAGACGCGCACAUAAUCUCCAAACCAUGGGCAACCUACCUUCUAUCCCUUCGCUCACCUCCUCUAACCCGCCUCCCAUUCCUCCUCCAAUUCCCACAAUAUCCUUUUCAUUCUCGGAAUCUUCAGGAGACCAGGACCUGCACCACAUGCAGGCUAUCCUGGAUCGUCUUGCUCGUCGUGAAGAUGUUCCUGAUGACUGGUGGGCAGCAGCUGGACUGUCUCGUCCCCUUGGUCAAAGAGGUGCAGACGAUGAUUCAAACGAAGCCCCUGGACUGGACGGUCCCGUUUAG